Messenger RNA from Rhagoletis zephyria (snowberry fruit fly), 412 nucleotides. RefSeq lists its product as uncharacterized. The record is from RefSeq and is a predicted model, not a curated record. NCBI's taxonomy places the organism in Eukaryota, Metazoa, Arthropoda, Insecta, Diptera, Tephritidae.
CAUCGUAGCGCGUUUCUGUUGCCUUGGAUCGUUUUCAUGCUGUGCGAUGUGUUAAUUGAACUUUUUCAUUUGGUUUACUUAUCCAUAACACAGAUGGUUAAUUUCGAUCCAGUUGUAGGCUUCAUAUUUACCAUCGAUUUUUUUAUUAUGUGCCUGAAUACGUAUUGUCUGCUGUGCGUGAUAUCACAAUAUCAAAAUUACCUGCAGGGACGUGGAUAUGCGGAUCAACAGAUGCGGACGGAAAUUGUGAUAGAAACAGUGGAUGGCGAAGUGACGGAGAGGCAAAGCUGUCUGAAAACAACAAAAAUGAACAAAUCGUUGGCAAGUCCUUAUAUAACGACGAACCCGAACACUCAUAUUUCGACGAUACCAGAGGAAAUGGAUCAGAAUUACAAAAUUCGUACAAGCUCAG